CAGAGGGCGGAGCCGAGCCGGCGCGGUAGCUGGAGCAUGCGUGGUAAAAGGCAAGCGUUCUGUCCGGCCACGUCUGCCGGGUCCUGCUGCAGUUCUGUAUUAAGCACGGCUUGGGGGCCAGCAGCUUGCAGGCACCUAUGGGUUGCUGCUCGUGCCCCGCUUCGGAGCUGCGCUGGUUUCCGUUGCUCUCGCUCCUUCUGUUCGUGCCGUCCACCUUUGCUUGGGAAAGCGGAGACUUGGAGCUCUUCGACCUGGUAGAGGAGGUCCCGCAAAACUUCUACGCUUUUCUGGGAGUUGAGCAGGAUGCUUCAUCGGCAGACAUUAGGAAAGCUUAUCGCAAGCUUUCUCUAAUAUUGCACCCGGAUAAGAAUAAAGAUGAAAAUGCAGAAACCCAGUUUAGACAAUUGGUGGCCAUAUAUGAGGUUUUAAAGGAUGAAGAGAGAAGGCAUAGGUAUGAUGAUAUUCUGGUCAAUGGGCUCCCAGAUUGGCGACAGCCUGUAUUUUACUACAGGCGAGUGAGGAAAAUGAGCAAUGCAGAGUUGGCAUUGCUGCUCUUCAUUAUCCUCACAGUGGGCCAUUAUACUGUGGUUUGGUCAAUCUACCUAGAAAAACUGGAUGAGCUGCUUAGCAGGAAAAAAAGGGAGAAGAAGAAAAGGGCAGGAGGGAAGAAUAUGGAUGAAGUGAAACUUGGUGUAGACAAGAAUGAAAGAUUACUAGAGAAACCACAGUGGCGGGAUCUUCUUCCAUGUAAGCUGGGAAUAUGGUUCUGUCUAACAGUAAAAGCACUGCCUCAACUAUUUCAGGAGGCCAGGCAGCUAUAUGUAGAAUACAAAGAAACAAAAAUGAAGGAGAAAGAAGAGGCCCUGGCUAGAGCUGAACUAGAGACAUUUCAGAAGGAAAAGAAACCUAAAGUCAAGAAACCAAAACCUGAAUUUCCUGUAUACACCGUGGCAGAAACAAAUCUGUUUAUACCAUCAUAUGAUCACGGCACUUCUAUUGAAGAGAUUGAAGAACAGAUGGAUGAUUGGUUGGAAGAUAGGAACAAAUCACUGAAAAAGAAGGCACUGGAAUGGACGGAAGAGGACCUUAGCCAACUGACAAGAAGUAUGGUCAAGUUCCCAGGGGGAACGCCUGGUCGAUGGGAAAAGAUUGCUCACGAGUUGGGUCGAUCAGUGGCAGAUGUCACCAUGAAAACCAAGCAGAUUAAAGAGUCAGUUACGUGUGCUCCAGGUAUUGUGAGGCUGUCAGAGCUGAAAAUGUUGGCCCAAAACUCAAGAUCCAACAAGCCCAGUGUUAACUUGUCAGAUCAUAUAAUCACUCAGCGAGAAAAAGAUGAGGAGGACCUGGAGGAAGAAGCAACAAAGUACAGUUGCGCCCUGGAACCAAUAGAUAUGGCAACAGCAGAUCAACAAGAGACUGUGUUGACUGAAGCCAGACACCGCAAGAGGAAAACAAUACCAAAGGCCCCUGAAAUGACUCUCGCCAUGUUGAAAAAGAGAGCAGAGGACAAGUGUAGGGGGAAGCGUCAGAAGGACUUUGACACUGCAGAACAAGAGGAAUAUACUGAUGCCAGAAAAAAAGAGAGAUGUCACAGUUCAGAAGACUUGUGGACUCAGAAUCAGCAAAAACUUUUGGAACUAGCCUUACAGCAGUAUCCAAAGGGAACAGUGGAACGCUGGGAUAAGAUUGCAAAAUAUGUUCCAGGGAAAACUAAGGACGAAUGUAUGACUAGAUACAAGUUGCUGGUUGAACUCGUACAAAAGAAAAAAAUGACAAAAAGCUGAAAGAACAUUCUCAAGAACUUUGCUUACCAGAAUGGAGAUAUUAAGCCACAUAUGCAGUAACUUGUAUUUUUGUACCUCAGUAUUUCAGUAUGUCAUGUGCCUUAGUAAAAAAUAAAAAUCAAUAAAU
Messenger RNA from Rhineura floridana, 1911 nucleotides. RefSeq names its product DnaJ heat shock protein family (Hsp40) member C1 (gene DNAJC1). Gene Ontology annotation, cellular component: endomembrane system. The transcript is spliced from 12 exons. Lineage: Eukaryota; Metazoa; Chordata; Lepidosauria; Squamata; Rhineuridae. The record is from RefSeq and is a predicted model, not a curated record. The coding region runs from base 138 to 1784 and encodes 548 amino acids.